AUGACGUCAAAAAAUACGUAGAAAAUGCAAAUUGUUCGUUUUUGUAACGAGAUUUAAAACUAUAUAUACUGACUUGAUGGAGCGUGAAAUUAUCAGUUGUUUGAAGUGAAACGGAGCCUACACAUCUAAGAAUUUCAACAUGAGGACUUUCAUUGUAUUCGCCCUUUUCGCCGUUGUCGCUGUAUCAGCUCGUCCCGACGUUACCUACACUGACAAGUACGACAGCGUGAACCUCGAUGAAAUCCUCAACAAUGAGAGACUUCUGAUUCCAUACAUCAAGUGCAUCCUGGAGCAGGGCAAGUGCUCACCUGAUGGAAAGGAAUUGAAAGCUCAUAUCAGGGAGGCCUUAGUUAGUAACUGCGCUAAGUGUACCGACACACAGAAGUCUGGAACCAGGCGUGUGAUUGGACAUCUGAUCAACAAGCAAGCCGCCUACUGGGAACAGCUGAAGGCCAAAUACGACCCCGACCACAAGUUUGUACUCAAGUACGAAAAGGAAUUACGCACAGUGGCUGCUCAAAGUAAAAUGAAGACCACGUGUGUUUGCCUCUUCGCGAUUAUCGCUUUGGCAGUAGCCGAAAAGUACACCGAUCGAUAUGACAAUAUCAAUUUGGAUGAGAUCUUGGCCAACAGGCGGCUUCUAGUGCCAUACAUGAAGUGUGUAUUAGACGAAGGGAAGUGCUCAGCUGACGGAAAGGAGCUGAAAGUGCACCUGACUGAGGCGUUACACAACGACUGCCAGAAAUGUACGGAAAAUCAAAAGAAAGGUUCGGGACGGGUGUUAUCACACCUUAUCAACAAAGAAGCGGAGUUUUGGCAGAAGCUUAAAGCCAAAUAUGACCCAGAGAACAAUUACGCGCCUAAAUACGAGAAAGAUUACAAGCAGUAAUGUAUUUUGGUAAUG
Molecule: messenger RNA, 904 nt
Organism: Pieris rapae (cabbage white)
Lineage: Eukaryota; Metazoa; Arthropoda; Insecta; Lepidoptera; Pieridae
Exons: 5
Coding region: 140-889 (249 amino acids)
Source: RefSeq, a predicted model, not a curated record